UUUCCUCCAUUGUUUUAGGUCAGCUCUUAAAGCAACUCAAUCACCCACCACCCACCAGAAAGCCAACAACAUCUCAUUUCUUUCUACUACAACAAAAUAUCAACUUCCAAACUAUGAUCCUUAGAAGUGCUUCCACUCCCCUUCUCAAUUCAUGGUUACACCAUUCAAGAGAUUCCUCCUUAGAGCCUGAGAUUGUUCAUCAAAUCCCCAAAUCGCGUUCCAUUCUCCUCUCUGGCUCUCCCAGUUGUUUAUCUCCCAUAAUCGAUGAUUCCCCUCGGAGGAUUACUCGAACGCUUUCCGAGACGGAUCUUAAGGACCUCUCUAUGGCUAAGAUGAAACCCUUUAGCAGGACGCUUAGUGGGUUUUCUGAAAUGGCCGAAGAAACUCAUGGCGUAGGGUUUAGCUGCUCCAAAACCGCCUCUUUGAGCUGUGGGUCGAUUUCUGAAACUGGGGAGGAUGGUGGGUUUGUUAGUGUUUUGGUUGGUGGUGGAGUUGGUGGUAGUGGUGGAAGGAUUCAUGGUGGUGGAGGAUCUGAUGGUGGCGAUGAUUGGAGUUUUGGGUUUGGAGAUUCGAAUCGUGGGAAUGAGAGUACGGAUUUGUAUUAUCAAAAAAUGAUUGAGGCAAAUCCUGGGAAUUCAAUGCUUUUAAGCAAUUAUGCUCGUUUCUUGAAAGAGGUACGUGGGGAUCUUGUGAAAGCUCAGGAGUAUUGUGGGAGAGCAAUUUUGAACAAUCCGGAGGAUGGUAACGUCUUGUCCAUGUACGCUGAUCUGAUAUGGGAAACCCAAAAGGACUCUCCAAGAGCUGAGAGUUAUUUUAAUCAAGCUGUUAAGGCUGCCCCUGAAGAUUGUUAUGUUUUAGCUUCUUAUGCACGGUUCCUUUGGGAUGCUGAAGAAGAAGAAGAAGAAGAAGAAGAAGAGGAAGUGGGGGAAGAAAACUUUAGAGAAAAACCAGCAACGAGCUUCUUCCAAGGAGUACAAUCCCCACCCCCUCUUGCUGCUGCUUCUUAGUUCUUAGACUUCUCCUGGCUUCAUAUCUUUUGUAUCAUACCUUCAGAGAUAACAUCUCUUAACCCUGUUUAUAUUUCCCCUCUUGGCCUUAGUAUUAGUGUUCUUUUUUGUGCAGUAGUGAGUUGUAUCGUCCAAAGAUAUUGAAUUUCUCCCUACGGAAUGAAAGUUGUAUAAAGAAAAUAAGUUAUAAGAUAUAUUUUAGCUUUAUGUUUAGAGAACACUCUUUUUGUGUCUC
This is a messenger RNA of Cucumis sativus (cucumber), 1242 nucleotides long. RefSeq lists its product as uncharacterized. Gene Ontology annotation, molecular function: protein binding. Bases 114 to 1007 code for a protein of 297 amino acids. The transcript is spliced from 3 exons. Lineage: Eukaryota; Viridiplantae; Streptophyta; Magnoliopsida; Cucurbitales; Cucurbitaceae. The record is from RefSeq and is a predicted model, not a curated record.